UCCAGCUCACGAAGAAGCCGACACAAAAAUAAUUUUCCACGUUUGCCAGUUAGAUUUUAAUGCAAAUGUAACGAUUCGUUGCUCGGAUACUGACGUAUUAAUAAUUAUGUUAGCCAAUAUGGGUAAUAUUGCAGAAGAUAUCCAAAUUUGUAUGGAAGUCGGCGUCGGAAAAAAUCGAAGAUUUAUCAACAUAACAGAAUUACAUAAAGCAUUAGGAGUAAAUUUAAGUGCAGCGCUUCCUGCAUUUUCAAUAAUGUCAAAAUCUGAAGAAUUCACUGAAUGUUUCAUUCAAUUGUCACAACCAUCUGAGAAGAGACUUGACUUUUUUGACAAAAUACAAGAGUUUGUAUGUAAUGUAUAUGGUUUGAAACGAUUAAAAUUUAUAAAUGAGGCGAGAGUAGCAUUGUUUCAAAAGACAUACAAAUUUCUUGAUAAUGACAAUUCGUUUCGAUUACCUAAGAAAGGUAUUGAUGGCUCAUCUCUUCCGCCGUGCAAAACGGAAUUAUAUAAUCAUUUUCUAAGGACGUGUUAUAUUUCGGAAAUUUGGUCUCAAGCACACCUGAAAGUACCAACUGUCAAUGAGCCUUCUGACUAUGGCUGGGUAGAAAUAAAUAACAGAUAUGAAUUCAUGUGGUUUUCUGGUACUCAGUUACCAACAUCUAUUGAUCAAAUAACUCAAUCAGAAGAAGAUGACGAUAAUGAAGACAUGGUGGAAAACAGCUCUGACAGCGACUCUGACAGUGAGUCAGAAAGAGAAGAAAGUGAGAUGAGCAGAAGCGAAAAUGAAAAUGAUUAAAUUACCAA
Messenger RNA from Anastrepha obliqua, 804 nucleotides. RefSeq lists its product as uncharacterized. The transcript has 2 exons. NCBI's taxonomy places the organism in Eukaryota, Metazoa, Arthropoda, Insecta, Diptera, Tephritidae. The record is from RefSeq and is a predicted model, not a curated record. The coding region runs from base 107 to 796 and encodes 229 amino acids.